AUGACUCAGGCGCUGUUUGGACACGGAUGCUUCCAGGCAUACCUGCUGAGGAUGCAUCGCGUCGCAGACGGGUCAUGCGUAUACUGCGGCCAUCUCGUCGACGACGACGCCGCCCACACUAUAUUCACUUGUCCGCAGUGGGACAACGAACGGGAAGUCAUGCGGCCUUACAUCAACGGACGCCUACCAACGCCGGAGAAUGUCAUCGAUCUCCUCUGUGGCCCUGUCGGCAUGGAGAACACCGGCGUCAACAUACAGACUGCAUUCCACAGGGCCCGCAGUAGAUUCUGUAAUAUGGUUGAACGUAUUCUCUCCAACAAGGAGAAGGAUGAAAGGGAUAGACAGGCGUAG
Molecule: messenger RNA, 351 nt
Organism: Melanaphis sacchari
Lineage: Eukaryota; Metazoa; Arthropoda; Insecta; Hemiptera; Aphididae
Exons: 1
Coding region: 1-351 (116 amino acids)
Source: RefSeq, a predicted model, not a curated record